GUUGUUGUGUCAUUUGGUCGUUUAAUACCUGAAGACAUAAUUAACACAUACUGAACCCAAUGCCGAUUGAAAAUUUAAUUAAAUUUGUUUAAUAAUUAAUUUUAAGUAAUUGACAAUAGCUUUAUUCAAUGAAUAUAUUAAUACGGUUUGUAACAUUAUAUUAAUUACAUUUUAUAUUCAAAAUAACACAUCUUAUUAAACAAAUUUGAUAAUUAUUGGCCAAUUUUAAAACAUUUUUUGUUAUAUUAAUUGGCUUAAAUAAAAAGUAAACAAGACUUUUUUUGCUUAAAUAAGAGCAAUAUUGUCGUUUAAAUCGACACCGUUUGGUGAUUUUAUGCUUAAGUUUUGUUCCGUGAUAAAUUAGUCAGCAUAUAUAUUAAAAAAUCUUUAAAUCUUAUAUUUUUCUCUAAGUAUAACUUAAAAAUUUCAAGUUUUGAGAGCAUACAUUUAUAAAAAAAAUGGAUUCAGAUUUGUUUUUCGUGAUAACGACGUUGGUAAUAUAUUUUAUAAUUCCGAUUCAAGUAAUCAAAGAUAUUAUGUCUAUUGCCCUGGCAGUUGUGUCACUGCAGACAUUUUUGGAAAUGAAACUUUCUAAGAAGAAAAAUACUUUAACUAAAACAGUAGAACCUAUAACGAAUACUCGCACGGAUUUGACUACACAUCCUAUUAAUUUGGAGUUACCUACUAUGACAAAUAAUUCAAUUUUAGAACAGUCACCUAGCGAAGAUAAAAUUACACUAACUCCGAUUAUUGAAAACGAAAAAGAGCCCUCUAAAACAUCUAUAAAGAAAAUUACAAUAAUAGAUGAUUCAUUGAACAUGGACAAAACAUCGUCAAAAAAAAAUCUUUCAACUCUACCGUCUAAAAUAUUUCCAGAAAAUAAUAUUACAACACAUUACACUAACAAUUCAUUAUUCAAUAACGAAAUUGAAUCUGUUAAAAACCUAAACUCAGAAAUUAUUACACAAAUUGAAAAAGAACCCACCAACACAUCUACAGACACUUCCGUAUUGGCUAAUAAUUAUUUUAACACGGACAUGUCACAGUCUCCAAACAAUCUUCUAACUCAACCGUUUAAAAUAUGUUCGGGAAAUAUUAAAGAAUCACCUCAUGAAAACAACACUUUUAUAUUACUGUCAAAAAGGAAUUUUGAAAAUGAAUCUAACAAAAAUUCAGAUACCAAAACUAAGACAUCGUAUAAUUUUUCUACUGUAUCUAAAUCAGCCACUAAACAAGGAAUUCUUAAAAAAAUUGAAAAUUAUGAUAAUAAUUCAGCAAAAAAUAUAGCCAAUAUUAGAUUAAUAGAUACAUAUCAAGAGAAGUCUGUACGAUUUCAUAAAAAUACUGAAGUGAAACACUUUAACUGUAAUUUGAGUUUAACAAAACAAGUAAAAAAAUAUCAAUGGCGUCGCCAAAAUUAUAAUUGGACGAAGUAUUAAAUAAACUUAUAGCCAAAAUGAAGUAAUUAAGCAAUUACAUUAAAUCAAUAAAAAUUUGCUGUAUUUUUUGAUAUUAAUUUCUUAUUGUUUUAAAAGUAUCUUUUUAUUUUUAUCCUUUUUAAUGAAUGUCCAAUUUUGUUUUUGUAAUAAA
This is a messenger RNA of Daktulosphaira vitifoliae (grape phylloxera), 1590 nucleotides long. RefSeq lists its product as uncharacterized. Lineage: Eukaryota; Metazoa; Arthropoda; Insecta; Hemiptera; Phylloxeridae. The transcript is spliced from 3 exons. The record is from RefSeq and is a predicted model, not a curated record. Bases 459 to 1439 code for a protein of 326 amino acids.